AGCUGUAUAAAUUAAUUGAGAACUUUCCGUAACGCAACAGCUGUAUCAGCUGUUUAUCCGCCAUUUAGUUCCAUCGACUGAAUAAACACCGAAAUUCAGUCUGUACAAAGUAUAGUAGAUAAAAAUAGAACAAAGGAAUGCGCCUCGAUGUUCUCGUAAGGCAGCGGAAACAAGUACGAAGUAUUCAUAUUGCGUCUGUGGCGGAUUGGUGUAGUUUGUAUAUAAAUUUCAAAGGUAGUAGUAGGGUAUCAGAUGGAGGUUAGUGUAAUAUUUGUGUGAUUGUGCUUUGCAUGUUUAGCGUGUAUUUAGACCGAUCUGGAGGAAAAUCGAAAGGAAAUCUGCAGUUUUUUCCUUGGAACACGAAAGGGAUAAGAGUAGCAGCUGUCAGAUUGCUGGAUUCAUGAUAAAACUAUGAGCGGCGGUGGCGGUUCUCUGGAUGGGGCGAGGAUAGCUGGAGGCAAGCUUCCACAACGCCGCCCGCUGUCCCACCAAGGAGUCCUGGAAAUGACUGCAACAGAGAACACUGCCCGCUUCAGCGGUCACACACUGGAUAAAGCAACCAAAGCCAAAGUGACACUGGAGAAUUACUAUAGCAAUCUCAUUGCUCAGCAUAUUGAGCGAAAACAGAGAUUAGCCAAAUUGGAAGAAUCCCUGAAAGAUGACAGCCUUACAGAAGCUCAGAAACAGGAAAAGCGGCAACAGCAUGCGCAGAAGGAGACCGAAUUCUUACGAUUGAAAAGAUCGCGACUUGGUGUUGAAGACUUUGAACCUCUUAAAGUGAUUGGUCGAGGUGCUUUUGGAGAGGUUCGACUUGUACAAAAGAAAGAUACAGGACAUGUGUAUGCAAUGAAAAUACUAAGAAAGGCUGAUAUGUUAGAAAAGGAACAAGUAGCACAUGUGCGUGCAGAGCGGGAUGUGUUAGUUGAAGCAGAUCAUCAGUGGGUUGUGAAAAUGUACUACAGCUUUCAAGAUCCUAUUAAUCUGUACCUUAUUAUGGAGUUCCUUCCAGGAGGUGACAUGAUGACACUUCUUAUGAAGAAGGACACAUUAUCGGAGGAAUGUACCCAGUUUUACAUAGCUGAAACAGCUCUGGCAAUUGAUUCUAUACAUAAACUGGGAUUUAUACACAGGGACAUAAAACCUGACAAUCUCCUGCUGGAUGCUCGUGGGCAUAUAAAGCUCUCUGACUUUGGCCUGUGUACUGGACUCAAAAAAUCUCAUCGAACUGAGUUCUACAGGGACUUGAGUCAGGCAAAACCUUCUGAUUUCACAUCAAGUCCGAUGGACAGUAAGCGUAGAGCAGAGAGUUGGAAGAAAAAUAGGAGAGCAUUGGCUUAUAGUACUGUCGGGACUCCAGAUUAUAUUGCUCCUGAGGUUUUCCUGCAGACAGGCUAUGGGCCAGCCUGUGAUUGGUGGAGCCUGGGUGUUAUUAUGUAUGAAAUGUUAAUUGGAUACCCUCCAUUCUGCAGUGAGAAUCCACAAGAAACAUAUCGUAAGGUAAUGAACUGGAGGGAGACACUAACAUUUCCACCAGAAGUACCGAUCUCAGAAGAAGCUAAGGAAACCAUAGUGAGAUUUUGUUGUGAGGCCGAAAGGCGCCUUGGUUCUCAGCGUGGUAUGGAUGAAUUGAAGCUUGUACCAUUUUUCAAAGGAGUUGAUUGGGAUCAUAUAAGAGAACGGCCUGCAGCAAUUCCAGUUGAAGUGAGGUCCAUUGAUGACACAUCCAACUUUGACGAUUUCCCUGAUGUCAAGCUCGAAAUCCCAGCUGCACCCCUGCCUCAGGAUGGUGAAGUGAUAUACAAGGACUGGGUUUUUAUCAACUAUACAUUCAAGAGAUUUGAAGGACUGACCCAACGGGGUAUUCCAACCAAAAAGUAGUUACUGUGAUAGGUACUUAAAAUGUUGUGCAGCACUUGGAUCAAGUGAUGCUUCCUGUUGUCUCAGAAGAUAAAUUUUGAGAGGGUGCUCCACAGCUCACCCAGUGUACCUUCGUGAAAGUAAAAUAAAUAAAUAAUAAUGAUAACAAUAAAAAUAGUGUAAGUUAUAGUUCCCAGAUGUAAGGUACAACAUAUAAUGACGAGAAAGGCUUGGAGAAAAUUUGUGAUGCAGUCUUGUCCAUUGUGAUAACUAGGUUAGUUACUAUCCACUAAUAUGCACUGGGUACUGAGUGAACAUUUUUAGGAUUAAAACAAAUAGGUAUGUGCAAGAAUAGUUCCCACACACUUGUUACAGUUUUAGAAAAGUGAUAGAAAAGAGAUCACAUACAGUUUUUAAUGAUAUUGAUCAGAAGUAAUUUCUGCAGUGCUUAAGAAACAUUAUAAGUUCUUAUUAUUUUAUUUGUAUAGAUGUGAGGUUUUAAUUUAAUAGUAAAAAUGUGACAAUAGCCAGAGUGUGUGGUUUGAUUGGUUUCAGAACUGAGCUGUGCCAGGUUUUUGGAAAACAUUUAUGUGAAUGGCUCUUGAGUUAAUUGGCACUUCAGCGUCAAACUUCGCUAUUCUGAGACAUCCAUUUACUUGCUUGUUUUGUAUUACAUUUCAUUUAAUAUUAAGAGUCAUAUAAAAUGUGAUAGUUUCUUACACACAGAUUGAUCAAAUAACAAUGUUAUAAAAAUGAGGGAUGCACUCUGGGGAAAACCUAUUAUUUGUUCCCAUUAGGACUUGAAGAAUGUCUGUCACCUGUUUGUUGGGAUUUUAUGGAAAUGUGUAUAAACUAAUGAAAAAACUCUCAAAUCCACUAUCUCACUUGAGUGCCCAUGGAGCCUCUUGAAGAACAGCAUGCUGUAUUUGUAAAUUUGCACUUUGAAACUGAUAAUCUGUUACAUUAAAAUGUACUUUAUCUGGAUGUGUAGUAGUUGUGCAGUGUCUGCUUCAAUUGCAUAUUAGCUUUUCAUUGGUGUUGUGACUAAUGCUUUUGCAGUUAGAACAACAAUAUGCCAGUUUUAAAUAAAUAAAUUAAUGGCAUCAGAGGUUUCAGAUUACUGAUCGGUGAAUUAAAGAUUAUUAGAAGGUCUUACCAUGGCAGUCUCAGAUAAUAUUUUCUGUUUUGCAACAUUUGAAAAUUUGCAGCUGCCUGAAGGCCCAACAGAAAGUAUACAAAUGAAAUUAAGAUUCAGAAAAUGUCCCUCCAAAUAGUUGCUGCAGUUAGGUUCUCUCUCUCUCUCUCUCUCUCUCUCUCUCUCUCUCUCUCUCUCUCUCUCUUUCUCUCUCUCUUGUGUUAUUCUUUCCUUUUCCUCUACUUCUGUGUUUCCCAUCCUAGAAGCUGACAAUGUUAGUGACAUAACACAUUACAGCUUUUUAAAAAAAUUGAUUAACCUAUUUAUUUAUCAUCCAAGAGUGCUUAACUUUUUAAUAAUAGAAGUCACUGACAGUUUUUGGACAGUAAUAAUGUCAAUCUGAGAAGCUUUUGUUAAUUUCAUCCUGUUUCACAUAGGACUCAAAUGUUUUUGAAAUGAUCAUUAUUUCACCAAAAGAAUAUUAAUUUUUGCGUGUACGCACGACAGAAACCUUAAAUUUUAUUCUAAAAUAAUACUGUGUGAUUGAUGGCCUUUCUUUUUUUGUAUUAGAUAUUGAAAGUGUGUGUGUGUGUGUGUGUGUGUGUGUGUGUGUUUGUUUGUUUUCAAGCUCUCUAUUGUAUUAACACUGGGAAACCAGUUACAAGAAUGUGUUGCUAUUCCUUUUACGUGAUUUUGUUUUGAAUAUAAUCAGAAAGUUGAUAAUGUAUUUUUCUCUUUUGUGUUAUUUAUUACUUUUUAUUAUUACCUGUUGUUUGUAAAACCCUUUGUUGUAAAUAUGUAUUUCAAUGUUUCUGUAAAACAGCAGAAUGAAAAAAAUCUGUGACAAAUUAAAGUUGUUGUUUGUGUUUGAAAGUGCCAGUUUUUGUGUCAAUGGUUACUUGACCUUUGUUGCACAGCACCACAUUUUUAUCAUCAAUCUAUAUUCAUUUACACUUUUACAUGGAUGAACAAUGGUAGCUACAUCGAAAAAGUUCUGCCAUUUCCCUUAUUUGUGUUUUCUAAUGUAACUGAAACAUCUACUUUUAUCUGCAAUUGAGAGUGUGUGCGUGUAAAUUGCCCAGUACUUACGAUCUCUUACAUUAUGUUGCUGUGGUAUUGACAGGUUAUUCUAUGCAUCAAUCUCGCAAGUGCAAGAGAAUUAUUAGUUUCAAGCAUCCAUUGACAUGAUCUUUUGGUAAUUUAACAGAUUGUUUUUCUGUCUGUUAUCUACUUUUAUGGCUGUACAAUGUAAUUAAUUAGUCAUUAAUUUGUGUACAAAUUGUGUAUAAUAAGUAUAUAAUAUAUGUGUUGUUUUCCAAAAUUGUUUCAUAAGAGUAUGUGUGUAUAUUUCUCCUCUGUACGUCACGUGUGAGUGGAAAGAGGAAGGGACAACUAGUGGUGAUUUUUGUUUACAUUCAUUGGAAGAGAUAAACAUCAUAAAUUACAACCAAUUACAAGCAAAUACUUUGGAAUCUCAUUUGAUGAUUAUGUUUAAUUUUUCCUUCAACAGUGUUAAAUGUAACUUAAAUUAGUGGCACUAAAAGUAAAUGUGUAGCAAAAAUUUUGCAGAAAAUUAUUUUCAUUGAUUUUUGGAUUUAUUAAAUGAGCUAUGCUGAAUUUUUGUAAACUGUUAUUAAACAGAACCUGUCAACAUGAAAAUUAUAUUUUAUGCUUUUAAUAACUA
Messenger RNA from Schistocerca serialis cubense, 4676 nucleotides. It is a transcript of the gene trc, whose product is annotated as serine/threonine-protein kinase tricornered. The transcript is spliced from 10 exons. Bases 412 to 1878 code for a protein of 488 amino acids. Gene Ontology annotation, biological process: peptidyl-serine phosphorylation; intracellular signal transduction. Lineage: Eukaryota; Metazoa; Arthropoda; Insecta; Orthoptera; Acrididae. The record is from RefSeq and is a predicted model, not a curated record. Gene Ontology annotation, molecular function: protein serine/threonine kinase activity; ATP binding.